AUGUCGCCAGUGCAGUCAUCCGUAACGAGGUUUACGCUCGCAUCUCGCUCCAAACUCCUCACCAAUUUCUUUCCCUUUCCCUCAGCCGCACUAUCGCGCAUACCUGCGGACCUUUUUUUAUGUUAGUCCGCAGCCGCGAGGGGGGCUCCGGACCGCGGGCGCACGCUCCACACCGUCUUGAGACGCGCUUCGAGACGCAUGAACGUAUUCCGCGCAACCGGUGCGUCCGCGCGUAAUAACUCACGACUACAAUGAGAUCUUUUAUCUGACGCGCCGGAUAUCGUCUCUCAAAAUGAAGUGCUUCGUUGUGAUCCUCCUAACCGUGACCCUAGUGAGCAGUGCAGCCGCUGAGGCCUCAGUGCGGACAUGUGAACCUAUCAAAGUGGCAAUGUGUAAGAACAUUGGGUAUAACCAAACUGGAAUGCCUAAUUUGGCUCGUCAUACCCUGCAGGCUGAUGCUGAUGUGACACUCCAAACCUUCAGUCCUCUCGUUCAGUAUGGUUGUUCGCCCCAGUUGGGUUUAUUCUUGUGCACGGUUUAUGUACCGAUGUGUACGGAUAAAGUCGCGUUACCCAUCGGACCUUGUAGAGGUUUGUGCGAGACGGUAUAUGCCAGAUGUUAUCCCGUGCUACAAGGAUUCGGUUUCCAGUGGCCUGCGGAGUUAGACUGUUCAUUAUUCCCGGCCGAAAACAACCACGAACACAUGUGUAUGGAAGGGCCGGGUGAUCAUGGACCUCCUGUAGGUUCAAUACCAAUAGAUACAAGCGGAGGAGGUUCGGGAGCUUGUCAGAGACUCGUGAAGCCGAAGAGCUGGGUGUGGGUGCGAGGUUCGAGUCGGUGCGCGCAGUUUUGUGAGGCUGAAGUACUCUGGGAAGCCGGAGAAAGACGGGCGGCUGAAGUGUGGCUGGCCACGUGGGCUGCGCUAAGUUUCGCUUGCACCUUGGCUGCGGUUGGGGCCCAAUUAGCUUGCGGAGAUCGAGGAGGAGCCGGCGAGCGCGCCCUGGUGCUGGUGGCGCUGUGCCGGUGCGCAGCGGCUGCCGGAUGGGGCGUCAGGGCCGCGGCUGGACGCUCGGCAGCCGGCUGCGCCAAGGACUCUGCCAUCCCAACGAGGAUGCUGCUGGCUCAUGAUGGAUUAGCGAACCCGAAUUGCGCCGUAGUUUUCCUUCUACUGUAUUACUUCGGGCUCGCUGCGUCUGUCUGGUGGGUAGUAGUGGCAGGCGCUUGGCGAGCCAGCGUGCUCCGACCUCCUCAACCCUCAGGGUCUCCAGCCAGGAACGAGAGACACUCCUCACUGCUUCAGCUGGCUGCGUGGGGAGUCCCAGCGGCUCUGGCUGCCGCGGUACUGGUGACAAGAGAUGUUGAUGCUGACGAGCUCACUGGAACAUGCUUCGUGGGUAACCAAUCCAGCAAGUCUCUAUUGGCAUUGGUGAUAGUUCCAGAGGCGCUUUGUUUAUUGCUCGGCUCGGUGUUCCUAGCAUCGGGUCUCCGAGCGAUCCUUCGCCGACCAGCUCCUGUGGUAGCACAACCGGCGCUCCUCAACACUCCUCAAGCCGUCCACUCGUCAACAACUGACCAAAGCCUGCUAAGACUGGGAGCAUUCGCUGCCUUAUACGCAGUUCCCUCUGCCUGCAUUCUCGCGACAUGGAUCUACGAGUACGCGUGGAGAGACAGCUGGCUCGCGGCACCGACGCCUUCGUCCGAACCUUCGACUCACCCGAGACCCGCUUUCUGGGUUUUCCUGUUUCGAAUCUUCGCGACACAAAUCCUGGGCGUUAUGGUGGCAGUAUGGAUAGCGACGCCGCGGCUCAAGGCUCUCUGGCGGAUGAUCGCGGGGCCUCGGAAGCCACCGUUAGCGAAGUGCCCAGCCGGUCCACCGCCCACGCCCUUAACCCUUCACUGCUACGCUACCCACCCUCAUACUUUGCCGCGGCAUAUGCCGAAAUACGCCACAUACAGGCCUCCGCAGUUACACUCUUCGUACAGAAAACCAAGGCAUUAUCAUUACUCGACUGGAGAGACUAUCCUAUGACCGACGAAAAGUGAAACAUCGAAGUGGCUCAAAUUAUAAAAGACAUUUUAAGUACUAUGUAUGAGUGUCCAGAAUUGCAUUUACUUUCCUAGUGUUUACCAUGUGUUUAAUGAUUAACAAAAUAUGUAAGUGCCAUUAAAUUUGACUGAAUUAUAUAUAUAAAUAGUCCUGUCUAUAUACGUGUAGUCCACGUAUAUAGGAAGGACUAUAUUAAAUUAUCGUAUAUGCCUCGCACAUUAUCCCAGGACAAUAAUGGUUUAUCUAAGCUUAUCGGGACUUUAAAACGAUAAACAAUAAGCUAGGGCUUUAUUCUCCUAUUUUGUACAUACAUUGACGGACCGUGUGGUUCCAGGCACCAUUAUAAAAAAGAAUAGGGCCAUUCCAUCACUUCCUCAUGGAUGUCGUUAAAGGCGACUAAGGGAUAAGGCUUAUAAACUUGGGAUUCUUCUUUUAAACGACAGGCUAGCAACCUGUCACUAUUUGGAUCUCAAUUCUAUCAUUAAGCCAAACAUGGCCUAUCAGUCUUUUUAAGAAUAUUGGCUCUGUCUACCCCGCAAGGAUAUAGGCGUGAUUAUAUGUAUGUAUGCAUUGACAUGAUUUCUCAUUUGUAUUAUAAAGCUAUUUACAAAGUACGCAUUUCAUAAAAAGUAUUUAGACUAAAACUAUUGGAUUAUUAAUUAUUGACCUGUAGUGUAAGUGCCAGUGAAUACCUUUUCUGUUAAGUGAAUUUUUUUGUAACUUCAACGAAGCAUAAACGGUUUAAUCCAUUGAUUAAAUUCAAAUAAGUAAUUAGAUAUGCAUAAGUAUAUUGUAAAUAAAAUUUAUUUUAAUGUGUAAAUGAACCACUUACCUAUUUUAAAUGAAGGAAAUGUGAAAUUAUUAUUUCAUCAGUGUAAUUUGUUAAAAGCUUCCUAAAUGUCUAAAGGAAACUAUUUUCCGAUACAUAACGAAACUUGUUUUAAAACACAAAAGAAAAAUUAAAAUAUCCUGCAGCACUUUGUUGUCACAGAAUUUCGUAGCCGUUACUACGCUAGCUAAUUUCGUAGCAUCGUUGUUGUAUGCUACAGUAGUGCUACGGCGUAGUCUGGCCUGUUCGUAGACCAGUACGAUUACUGCAUUUUCUUUAUUUAAGUUACGAUGAUUUUUUAGGUAAUUUUGAAAUAAACAAUGUAUAGUAAAACCUGUUGUAAAAAGUGAUUUGAACUGAUAAAUGACUUUUGUAUAUGUAACUUAUAUAGUUUGUUAAUGAGAAAAGAUAAACCGAAAAGGUAAUAUGGUAUAUUAUUGUUCUUGUUUAUUGUAUCAUCAUCACUAACUGAUAUGAAUGAAAUGUUAGAAUUUGACGAACAUACAUAGACUGAUUUAAACACAUACAUACCUACAUAAAAUCACGCCUUUUUCCCGAAAGAGUUUGCAAGGAUGUAGUCUCUCAUCUUUCCACUUGCCGCGAUCUCUGCAUACUUCUUUCGCUUCUUCCACAUUCAUACCUAACUCUCUUCAUGCAAGUUCGGCGGUGUCGGGUACCUACUCUUGACCUGACUUUUUGCCAGGAUGUACUAAAUUUGAUCAAGGUACUUACGUCUAGGCCUUCCCACUACUACCUUUCCAUCGACACUCUCCUUGUAUAUUAACUUAGUCAACCUGCUUUCAUUCAUCCUCUCGCUUUUGUUCAUAACAUACCCUUUUCUCUUCCUGUCACUAUAUCUUCUUUUACAUCACAACAUUCCCUUAUCACGCUCUUUCUUAUCCAGUCAAUCAAUUUCACACCGAUCAUACAUACUCCUUAACGUUCUUUAACAAGAAACAUGAAGAUAAUUUAAUUACUGUUUAUUUGUUAGUUUACAUUACAAUGCAUUGCACUAAUGAGAUGCACUUAUUGCCAAAAUAGUAUUAUGUAAGAUAAUGUAAAUAAUUAAGGAGUUUCAAGAUUUGGGCCUUGUAAAUAUAAAAAAUGUUUUUGUAAGUAUGUUAAUAAAAACAACUAAAAUUAUA
Molecule: messenger RNA, 4021 nt
Organism: Amyelois transitella
Lineage: Eukaryota; Metazoa; Arthropoda; Insecta; Lepidoptera; Pyralidae
Gene: fz4
Product: frizzled-4
Exons: 3
Coding region: 293-2029 (578 amino acids)
Biological process (GO): non-canonical Wnt signaling pathway; canonical Wnt signaling pathway
Cellular component (GO): plasma membrane
Molecular function (GO): Wnt receptor activity; Wnt-protein binding
Source: RefSeq, a predicted model, not a curated record